GGACUCAUUACGGAACGAAUUUACGCCGCAUCGGGCGGCGGCGACACAUUUAAACCUUCCUGUCGUCGAUGUUUCUCUUAGUUCGACGCGUACCAUUGUGCGAUCAUCGACACGCGCCCACUUUUCACCGGUCGCUUUUAUUAAUCGCGCCCGAUCCGAAGAAAUAUCCGAUCGGCAGAAAUCAGAAAUAGCAUACGCGCUCCUCGCCGGCCGGGACAACACCUUAUCGUCCCCGCAGACUCCGCAUGAAGCCGCGGCGCUCUCUCCAGAUCAUCGUUUUAGUACGGGCAGACACAAUGCGCGACAAUAAUUCGGAAGUGAUCACCGUCCGCGCGAACUACGCGCGUUAUAUGUGCGCGUUAUAUUUCCACGAUGCGAUCACUCGUAACGGCGGAUCGAGCGACAUUAUCGUCUCGACGUUAAUGGGCUCAUCAAUCGCGCGUACAUCGGGCAACGUUAUGUAAAUGCUUCUCACCUGACACACGACAAUUCUGAUGGUUUAACGAUGACACCGAUGGCUACUAUACGGCGGCUUUUAGCCAGAAAUCGAUAAUCCGGUAUUCCGAAAGAGCCAGAUUGCAGCGUGAGCGACCACGGUCAUGGUCUUGAGCGGCACGCUUACGGACUCCAGCUUUUUGGCUAUCACACCGUCUAAAAUCAAAUUUAAACCGCACUUUUUCCAGCCUAUCACGGAGACCCGACCUUCGACGAUGGUAGGUGGUCGUAGGGUGAAGCAUGCGGCGAGCAAUGAAACCACCACCACGUCCAUGGUCACCGGCGGCGUUACCAAUAGGAGCGACAACGUCGUUGUCUCCACUGUACAGCCGACCACCACUCAGCAAAAAGUCCGGCGGAUCUUCGAGGAGCAGGCCAGGUGGCAAGAAAGCGGCCCACGCAGACGCGUGAAAUGCACAUCAUCGGGCACUGCCUAUUGCGUAGUUAACAACUACAGCAUCGUCGCCUCUAGGGGCGAACUUGCUCGAAAUAACCGCGCCGCGAGUGAAACGACGACGACGACCAGCGUCAUUACCAAGAGACGAGCGUCGUCGAUCGUAAACGGGAGAAUCCACAAGGAGGAGACCGCUCGGAGCGGCAUCCUCGCCUCAGAGGAGUCGAGGAAACCGAAGGACGUGCCGAAGGACUCAGCGAGACCGGGAAUCUCAAGGGGCAUCCAACGAGGUAUAAUCAAGUCCGCUUCCGUGCCGAAGGAUUUGAAGGAAGGUCUUCCAGUGAGGGAAAGAACGUUACAACGGGUACCGGAGGAGGGCAUCCUGAAGAGGUCUUCCGCCUUCCUGGCGAGCCUAGCGCAUCAUCAUCAUCAUCAUCAUCAUCCCUCCAGCAAACUCGCCGAGAGGAAUUCGCCGGACGACGAGUUAGCUAAGUUUCUCAGGCCGUCGGACGGCUACGAGCUUCGCGGUUCAUCCUCGAGAUACGCCGGCCCGAAGGGCUAUUUCUCGAUCUUGACAAACGACGACGACGACGCUGGACUGUGCGCUCUGCGGCCGUCGUCUAGCGCCCAAACGUUAUCGACGAGCUUGAAGAAGAAGGGCGUCGGAGUGAAGAAGUCGGUCUCUUUCAGCUCCGAUACCAGCUUCGAGGAAAAACGCGCGCCAUACCGGAAGCCUGCCGUCCACGAAGCCAAGGUCUAUCGCAAAGGCGUGCUUCAAGACCACAUACGCAAAGAGACGAUCAAACCAAAAGUGCCGCCUUCGUGGGAAAUACCCUCUGGGGGCCCUACGGCCCUUCUGAGGGCCGCCAGAGAGGCGGACGACACCGGUCUAAAAGAAAUUGUCGCGCAGGCGCGGAAAGUAGGCCUGAAAGGUAUGGACGUCAACGUGGUCGACAGCAGCGGGAGAACGGCCGUAAGUUACAUGGCUGGGAACGGCGCGGCGGCGAUGCUCGAGCUGGCGCUCUCUUUCGAAGGCGUGGACCCGAAUCUGCCCGACAACGAGGGCAACACGCCGCUCCAUUUUGCCGCCCAGGCCGGACAGACCGAGUGCCUCAACAUCCUUCUGCAGAGGUGUCCGGACAUCGAGGUGGACGCUAGAAAUACCUUGGGCUUCACGCCGCUCAUGAAGGCCGCCCUUCAAGGUAGAACCAAGUGCGCAAAGAUUCUUCUGUUCGCUGGCGCAAAUCCUACCUUACGCGAUCACGGUAGAGGCUUGAGGGCCGAACAAUGGGCGAGGUUUUGCGGCAGGUACGUGUGCGCCGAGAUGAUCGAGAGAUUCGCGAGGCAUCGUCUGUUGGAGAGAACGACGUCCUGCCGUUGGGGCAGCGAGCCUGAACUGGCUGCGAAAGUCCUGCAGGGAAAGGUAACGCCUAUACCCACGACGCCUAUGCCGCAACCCUCCGGAUUAAAGUCGAAAAUAAAGAAAGUCUUCCGCACCACCUCCAGCCCCGAUCGAACCUUCUCUCUGGUCUCGCAACUCACCAGCGCGGCUCUCUGCGCGAGCAGUCCGGCUCUGCCGAAGCCCUCACCUGUUGUAAAAAGUCUUCUGCGGCCAUUGAGUGUGCCCCAGUUAAGGGUGACGUUGGUUUCGCAGCAGGACUUCUUGGAGAAGACCUCCGAAAAGUACGGGACGAAUUUCACGGACAAGAUCGAGAACUCCAUCGCGAAGCCACCACGCUCGAAGAAGAAGAGCAAGUAGUCGAACGUAAAGCUUUCGCGGUCACGGGCCGCGUUUAGAACUUCACUUCGCAUUGAACACACGCGAGGGGAGAUUAUUGAAAUCUGCUUGACGCUAAAGCAGCAAGACGGACAGAGUGUUUGUGAUCCAUUCGAGAUCAUUUACGUGUUAUCCGAUUCCGCUGUUGCCUGUAACCGGCCGAUCGUCGAUCCGAAGCCGCGGUCCCUCAAGUAGAUCGUAGUUUGUUCGUUUUUACCUCGCCGAUAAAUAUUAGCGAUGCAUUUCACCCGGAGGACGUUCGCGGAGAUCGAAAGGGAGGAAACCUUCGAUACUCGAUCGCUCCCGCUAAAUCACGAUUUCCAAGUCGACGGCUGCUGUUGAAGUGUUGUCAUGUUUACGGUCCGCGUACUCGAGAUUGUUUUCGAUGUAAACCGCCGCCGCGGCCGGACGUAUAAACAUUCGGAACGGUCGAAUUUUAUUUUUAGUUUGAACUCAUAAUGGAUCGUACGACGUGUGGCGGGACGAGGCGCGGCACGGCGCGCGAGCGCGGUUUACAGGAGAUCGUAAAAUCACGAUCGAAAGAUCACGUUGAAGGAGCGUGAUGUUCCUCCCGUUGAAUGGAAUCUCGAUUUUUCUUUCCAGGAAACGUGAAUGUGUAACUUUAAACAGGCGCCGAAGCAAAGCCUCGGGGGUUUUUAUAGAUUAAAGUGUUAAAAAUGAUCGAACGGGCUUGCGAUCAAUCUAUGUCGCAGGUCUCUCUCUCUCUCUAACUUAUAAUACGCGUUUUACGUACAAGAUUUUAUAUCGAUGCAGUUGCUGUCAGAUGGUUAUUUAAAUAAAUGUCUUAUUAAUUAA
Messenger RNA from Temnothorax curvispinosus, 3482 nucleotides. RefSeq names its product protein HOS4-like. The transcript is spliced from 11 exons. The record is from RefSeq and is a predicted model, not a curated record. Gene Ontology annotation, molecular function: protein binding. Lineage: Eukaryota; Metazoa; Arthropoda; Insecta; Hymenoptera; Formicidae. The coding region runs from base 600 to 2648 and encodes 682 amino acids.